AAAAGUUAAAAACAACAUCGAAGAGGACACCUUCAAAGGACGGUAAUACCAUUUUUUUUUUCUUUCUUCUCUCUUCCACAACUGCCUCUUCCAGAUCGAAUCGCCCCCCCUGCAAUCUAGGGUUCCGCAAAUCUCCUUAAACUCUUCCGAUUACAUUUGCUGAACCUCUCUUCUUCACGAUCUGCCCACGUCUCUUCAAGUCCUGCCACUAUUAUUUAACAUUUCAAAGUUUUGUACCGAUCAUGACGAUUGCUGAUUCGGGUGCCCUAAUGGAUAACGAAUCACUAUGCUUGCCGUGCACUCCAGAGGAAGAGCGAAGGAUUGUUAAGGAGUUAACAGAUAAGGCCGAGUUAUGUUUGAAAGAGGGCAACUUAUAUUAUGUCGUCUCCAACAGGUGGUUUACAAAAUGGCAGAAAUAUGUUGGUGAGGAAACUGGUGCAUAUCAGUUGGAAGAGCUUUCUAAUGAUAAACAGGCUUCAGCAUCUUCAAAAGUAGGCGAGAGACCAGGACCAAUUGAUAACACAGAUAUAAUUGCAAAUGAAGGUGGUCAUGAUGGCAAUGAUCUACAGCUUCCUAGAACACUUGUUGAAAGAGAAGAUUAUGUUUUAGUUCCUCAAGGGGUUUGGGAUAAGCUUCAUGGAUGGUACAAAGGAGGACCAGCUUUACCAAGAAAGAUGAUAUCAGUAGGAACACGGGAGACGUAUGCAGUUGAGGUGUUCCCUCUGGCAUUGACAUUGAUUGAUUCAAGAGACAAGAGUGAAAUAAUCAUACACAUAACCAAAAAGGCCUCAUUACGUGAACUUCAUAAACAAGUAUCGGCUCUUAAAGGGGUAGAAUCAGAAAAGAUACACAUGUGGGACUAUUUUAAUAAUGUCAAGCAAGCAGCUUUGGUGUAUUCGAAUCAAACCCUGGAGGAGGCUAACCUGCAAAUGGAUCAAUCUAUACUUUUAGAUGUGCAAGUUGAUGGAUUUAUACCAUCAGGUUGUGGCAUGGAUUCAACAGGAAAUGAGUUAGCUUUGGUUCCCAUGGAGCCACAAAGGUCAACCCGCACAAUAGCAGGUGGCCCAAGUUUGUCAAAUGGUUAUGCAACAGAUUAUGGUUCUAGUUUAUAUCAAGGAGUCACUUUAAGCUCAAUAGAUAUGGAAGAUGUACAUGAUUCUGUUAAAACUGGCCCAAAAAGAGAUAGAGGUUUAGCAGGAUUACAGAAUUUGGGAAACACUUGUUUCAUGAACAGUGCUCUUCAAUGUUUAGUCCAUACUCCACCUCUUGUAGACUACUUUUUGCAAGAUUACACCGAGGAGAUCAACAAGCAAAACCCUCUAGGAAUGCAUGGUGAACUUGCAGUUGCAUUUGGUGAAUUGUUGAGGAAACUUUGGUCAUCUGGUCGUACUGCAGUUCCUCCUCGUGCUUUUAAAGGAAAACUUGCACGUUUUGCUCCCCAGUUUAGUGGAUAUAAUCAGCAUGAUUCACAAGAACUUCUUGCAUUCUUGUUGGAUGGAUUACAUGAAGAUCUGAAUCGUGUGAAACAGAAGCCUUAUUUUGAGACAAAAGACUCUGAUGGACGUGCUGAUGAGGAAGUUGCAAAUGAGUUUUGGAGUUAUCAUAAAGCAAGAAAUGAUUCGAUUGUAGUGGAUGUCUGCCAGGGACAAUACAAAUCGACUCUGGUUUGUCCAGUUUGUGACAAAAUCUCAAUCACAUUUGACCCUUUCAUGUACUUAUCUUUACCUCUACCUUCAACUGCCACCCGUUCAAUGACUGUAACUGUAUUUUAUGGAGAUGGAAGCAGCUUACCAAUGCCAUUCACUGUAACUGUCUCAAAACAUGGCUGCUGCAAAGAUCUGUUCCAGGCUUUGUGUACUGCAUGCUGUUUAGAGAGUGAUGAAACCCUAAUUCUUGCAGAGGUUUAUGAUCAUGGUAUAUACAAAUUAUUGGAGAAUGGUGAUUCAUUGCAUACAGUCAAAGAUGAAGAAUUCAUUGUUGCCUAUCGACUCUCUAAAAAACAAUCUGAAUUUCCCAAGUUGGAGAUUUGCCAUAGAUAUCUUGAGAACUCAAAGGCAGGUGAGAGGAAGAAGUUCUUGACACCAUUGAUUACCUACUUAGAAGGUGCAAAAACGGGUGCUGACAUCGAGGUAGCAGUGAACAGAGUUCUUGCUCCAUUAAAAAGGAAAGCUUUUUCAUCCACAUCAUCAUCAUCAUCAAAUGGUCAAAAAGUCAACGGGUCGGCUUCAGAACCCAUGGAAGAAUCCACUAGUGACUCUCUCAUGGAGGACAACAAAGACUUUGAUGAAAAGUGUAAUGGGGAAUUAUCCUAUCUUUUAUGCAUAUCAGAUGAAAGGGGUAUGAGUGGCAGACCCCUCUUAAAGGAUACAGUCAUAAAACCUAACAAAAUGGUUAAAGUUUUGCUGGAUUGGACUGAAAAAGAACAUGAUUUAUACGAUGCAAAUUACCUCAAGGAUCUUCCCACGGUGAAUAAGCCAGGUGUCAGUGUUAAAAAAACUAAACAAGAGUCCAUCUCGUUGUUUUCUUGUCUGGAUGCUUUCUUGAAGGAGGAGCCUCUAGGGCCUGAUGAUAUGUGGUAUUGCCCUGGUUGCAAGGAGCAUAGACAAGCGACAAAGAAAUUGGAUUUAUGGAGGCUGCCUGAUAUCAUAGUGUUCCAUUUGAAAAGAUUUUCAUACAGCAGAUUCUUGAAGAACAAACUGGACACGUUUGUGAAUUUUCCAAUUCACAAUCUUGAUUUAAGCAAAUAUGUGAAAAGUGAAGAAACGUCUGCAUCUGGUGGGUCUAAUAUUUAUGAACUGUAUGCUAUCAGCAAUCAUUAUGGGGGGCUUGGUGGUGGCCAUUACUCUGCAUAUGCAAAGUUGGUUGAGGAAGAUAGAUGGUAUCACUUUGAUGAUGCACAUGUGACAGCUGUAAGCGAAGGUGACAUCAGGACAUCAGCAGCUUAUUUGUUGUUUUACCAAAGAGUCAAAACAACAGCUAAAACUAAAACUAAACCUAACAAUGGUAAUGGUAAUGGAUCAGUAUCUGUAUCUGUGGGAGAGUCAUCAUCCCAUUCCCAUUCCCUUGAGGAGGAUUUUUGAAGAUUAGACAACAACUAGUCAAGUAAUAACAAGAAAAGACCAAACUUAAACUCCCUACUCCUAUCUCAGAUUUGGCUGAUGAAAAAAAAAAUAUAUUUUGAUUUGAUGAGAAGUGGGAUAUGCAUAUGCAUAUAUGCAUUUCAGGGAUUUUGGGAUUUUAUAUAUAUAUAAUAUUUUUAUAUAUGUUGGAAGGAAGGAAAGAAGGAAGCAGCGGGUGGUGUAGUUAUAUAUAUUUGUUUUGACUGCUAUUGGAAUUGGAAACAUUGUUGGUCGGUAUUUAAAGGUUUUUUAUUAUCCAUUUUGCAUAUACUACUUGAUACUUUAUUCCAACAUCAUUUUAACUGA
This is a messenger RNA of Lactuca sativa (garden lettuce), 3425 nucleotides long. RefSeq names its product ubiquitin carboxyl-terminal hydrolase 9. NCBI's taxonomy places the organism in Eukaryota, Viridiplantae, Streptophyta, Magnoliopsida, Asterales, Asteraceae. Gene Ontology annotation, molecular function: cysteine-type deubiquitinase activity. The record is from RefSeq and is a predicted model, not a curated record. Gene Ontology annotation, biological process: protein deubiquitination.